Molecule: messenger RNA, 3589 nt
Organism: Lampris incognitus (smalleye Pacific opah)
Lineage: Eukaryota; Metazoa; Chordata; Actinopteri; Lampriformes; Lampridae
Gene: irag1
Product: murine retrovirus integration site 1 homolog
Exons: 21
Coding region: 273-2765 (830 amino acids)
Source: RefSeq, a predicted model, not a curated record
GGAAGGAGCAGCCCGGAGAUACUAGCAGGCUUCUCUGUGUAGAAGGCUGAGAAUGACAGUAUGACUGUGGGAAGUUGGUGUGGACUGGAGAGGUCAACAAGAGUGUGUAUCUGGACCAGGACAAGUGGAAGACUUGGGCAGUGCAGGGACACUUCUUUCCAGGCCCUCUGUGUGAACUAGGCUGCCAUCGUUCUGAGGAGGAGUCCAAGAAUCCUCUGCGUCCAGCUUUUGUAGUCCCCCGCACCCGGUCCCGACCCUCGCUGCCUCCUGCCAUGCCUACGCUCCCUGAGGAGGAAGAGGAUUCCCCUGAGGAGUUGGACAGUUCUUCCAGCUCGCCCAGUACCUAUCGACCGGAUGAAACCCAGACAGUUAUCAUGACUGUCCCCACCAUUGUCUUCCCGCAGCAGCUCACUAUUUUGCAACAAGAUGGACGUCCCCUUGAGCAAGCCAGUCCCAGAACUCGUCUGGCCAGAAACACCUCGUCUGGAGCACCCAUUACCACAGUUGACAGUGCAGGGAAUGUGAUUGAUCUGGUGAAAGACCAGCUCCCAGAGUUCCAGCUGUCUGAGGAGGACAGACAGAAGAACCUGCAGCUGUUGGAGCAGGCAAAGCAGGUCAGCGACCGCUUCCUGAUACGCCGUGGACGCAGGUCCACAAGCAGCCUUACUGAGUCACCCAAAGGUCUUUCUCCAAAUCCAACUCCAUCGUCAUCGCCAGGGCCCUCCAGAAGUACUUCGCUUUCUGCGGCCCCUCAAAUUGUGGCGGGACCUGCAGAGGUGAACUAUGCCGCGUCACAGUUUGGCAGCCAGCAUCUGGAAGUCCCAGCAGGGAGGGAACAGCCAGACAUCCCAAUCAAGGAGCAGGAGGGUCCCAAACUGUUGGUGGACUGGAAGCCUAAUGAGAAAAGAAAAGUAUCCUCUGGCACCCUAACGCCCCGUUAUGCUGUGCCGAAAGAGAAAUAUGAACCUUGUGACCCUAAGAAGAGCCCUGGUCUGACAAUGGUCAGUAAAGUAGAUGAGGGAACAGGAGCAGGCCGAGGCCCAAAUCAGGCCCUGGCCACAGGGGUGGCCAAACCUGUCCCCCGGCCCCCCACUCAGCAGGCGCCCUGUACAGCUGAGAUCAAGACCAUUGGGGCGUUUCCUCCGCUAAUGAGAGCCGUGUCCUGGGACAAUGUAGGCACCCUUAAUUCCCGGAAUGGAACUCCUAAUUUACCCCCCACUGUAGAAGAGACCUCCUUUCCAGACAAGCCCCAGGAGAAUCUGUUCAAGUCCUCCGGUUAUAAGGACUUCCCAGCCCAGCCUGUCAGUGCAGAGAAACUCUUGAAACUCCGAGAGGAAAAUAAACUUAUACGGAACCAAAGCAUUGUGGGAUCCAAACUGCCAGACUUGAGUGAAACUGCUGAACAGGAAAAAGGUCCUCCACCCUCUCUAACCUCCCGCAGUGGGGGGCAAACUAGGGAGAAGUCAGAUGCCAUGCCCAACAUCUCAGACGUGAUGCUGAGAAAACUUAAGCUCCAUCGGGGUCUUUCAGGCUGUGCACCUCCACUCACUGAAAAAGAAGUCGAGAAUGCCUUCGUUCAGCUUUCGCUGGCGUUCAGGAAUGACAACUACACUUUGGAGACCCGGCUGAAGCAGGCGGAGAGGGAGCGGAAUCUGACGGAGGAGAACACUGAAAAGGAACUAGAGGAGUUCAAAGGCGCCCUGAAGAUGACAGCGCCACAGUGGCAGAACUUGGAGCAGCGUGAGGCCUACCAGCGCCUCAUAGAGACGGUGGGGGUGCUACACCGCCUGGCCACACGUCUGUCCAGCCGGGCGGAGAUCGUGGGAGCAGUUCGACAGGAGAAGCGUAUGAACAAGGCCACUGAAGUCAUGAUGCAGUACGUGGAGAAUCUGAAGAGAACUUACGAGAAGGAUCACGCAGAGCUGACGGAGUUUAAGAAGCUCGCCAACCAGAACUCCAACCGCUGCUAUGGAGGCUCAGUAGACACUGGAGAUGACGGAGUCCCAAGACCUUCGCGAUCCAUGUCGCUCACACUUGGAAAGGCGUUGCCCAGACGGAGGGUCAGUGUAGCGGUGGUUCCUAAAUUUAACCUCUUGAACAUCCCUGGUCAGACCCCAGGCACCACAAGCCCAGGCCCCAGUCUGCCUCCAGGCCCCAACUCUGGACUCAGCACCAAUGCUGCACUCCCUGCCUUGUGUGAAGCAAAUGAUCUGAAGGGAAGCCCCCCAACAGAGGCUGGACCACUAACACCAGAAUGUGGAAAGAAGGUGUCGGAGCAGGAAGCUGAGCCGUCUGCACCCGCCAAGCUCCCAGUCAACCUGGAGGAGAUCCGGGCCGAGAUCCGAGCAGAGAUCAGGGCAAAGGUUGAAGAGGAGGCCUACAAUAAAGGCUACCAAGAGGGACUCAAAAAAAUUAAAGACAUCCAGGAGCUGAAACCUGAAGAGAAUAAGAUGGAGGAGAGAAUGCCGGAGUCAGAGGCUAAGGAUGAGGAGAGUGGAAAGAAGAUUAAGAGCAGCAGCAGAAUUGAAGAGGUCCUGGUUCUGCUUGACCGCUUUUCCCCAAAGAUAAGCUGGCGGAGCCGACUGUUCUGGGUCGUCCUGACACUGUGCCUCGUGGUGCUGCUGGUUGUCAACGUGUUUACUUCCUUCAGUGACGUCUUCGACGACCAUGGAGACAGUUCAGCAGGAAAAGCUUUGGUCCAAGACAAGAAGAACAUCUUUGGACUCAAUGUGGGAGCACAGCCAAAGAACCCCACUAAAGAAUAGCAGAGAGAAAUCCACUAAUUCUCUAUUUCUGCACCCCCCCCCAAAAAUCUCCCCAUAUCACCACUUCAGAGCUGAUCUGACUGCAGGCCUUGACUGCAGGCCUUGACUCCAGGCCUUGACUCCAGGCCUUGACCUCUUCAGGAUCAGAGGAUGUAGUUCUGAGAGCUUUUACUUGCUGUUUUGGAUGAUUUCACUUUUGUCACAGUUAACCCAGUUGUAGUUUUGUUUUGAUAGGCAGCAAGACAUUAAGACCAUUUCUGUCUAGGGACCAAGAGUAAAGUAUGACUAAAUAUACUGACACAUGUACACGAGACACAUACUUAAUACGCUUCCUUUCAUUCUGAUACUGUAGAUGUUAUCUAGACGGAGGGAAUCUAUCACUUUGAAUUUUCCAUCAGAAACACAAAACAGACACAAGACGAAGUGUACAUCGGUCUACACUCUAAUUUUAUUGUAAAAUCUCUCAGGUGCACAAAACAAUGAAGCCCUUGACAGAGUCUUAUGUGAUUUUUCAAGAGAAAAAAGUAAAGGAACGUUUUCAUCUUUGCUGAAACUUCCUGUGGUAUAUGUAUUUAAAAAGAGCUUUUGAGGACAGGUAAAUGUAAGCACAUUCCAAGUUACUUUCUUUAAAAGUGCAAUAUGUUGUGGCUGACUUCUUGUUUGUAUUGUGUAACUGUGUUCAGAGCGCUGAACGACUUCCCUCAUGUAUGCGAGCACUCUUCACAUGACGUCAGACGUCUUCUCCAAUCAUGUUUUGCACGCGUGCCUCCCCGUGUUAUAUGGUUUUUACAUUCUGCCACUUCAUCUUUAAAUAAAGCUGCGCA